CGCUGGGCCAGGGGGGCGGGACUUCCGGCUGCUCGUAUAAGCGCAGGCCUGCCCAUGCGGUUUUGAUCCGGUUACACUUGGAGCUCCGACCGUACAGACUCUUAACACACAAUGGCUGAGAAUGAUGUUGAUAACGAGCUGCUCGACUACGAGGAGGACGAGGAGCCCCAGGGAGCCCCCGAGAGUGCAGCCCCCACAGGGAAGAAGGAGGUGAAGGGAUCCUACGUCUCCAUUCACAGCUCCGGCUUCAGGGACUUCCUUCUCAAGCCAGAGCUGCUCCGCGCCAUCAUCGACUGUGGGUUUGAGCAUCCAUCUGAAGUUCAGCAUGAAUGCAUUCCACAGGCCAUCCUGGGCAUGGACAUCCUGUGCCAGGCCAAAUCUGGUAUGGGCAAGACUGCCGUGUUUGUGUUAGCAACACUACAACAGAUCGAGCCGGUUGAUGGGCAGGUGUCUGUAUUGGUUAUGUGCCACACACGAGAGCUCGCCUUCCAGAUCAGCAAAGAGUACGAGCGUUUCUCCAAGUACAUGCCCACUGUAAAAGCAGCCGUAUUCUUCGGUGGUCUCGCCAUCAAGAAGGACGAGGACGUCUUGAAGAAGAACUGCCCUCACAUUGUGGUCGGAACGCCAGGUCGGAUACUCGCUCUGAUCCGCAACAAGACCCUAGCCCUGAAAAACGUCAAGCAUUUUGUCCUGGAUGAAUGUGACAAGAUGCUGGAGCAGCUCGACAUGAGGCGUGACGUCCAGGACAUCUUCAGGAUCACGCCCCACGAGAAGCAGGUCAUGAUGUUCAGUGCCACGCUGAGCAAGGAGAUCCGGCCGGUCUGCCGCAAGUUUAUGCAGGAUCCGAUGGAGGUGUUUGUGGAUGACGAGACCAAACUUACGCUCCACGGCCUACAACAGUACUACUCCAAGCUGAAGGACAGCGAGAAAAACCGCAAACUCUUUGACCUUCUUGAUGUGUUGGAGUUCAAUCAGGUGGUGAUCUUUGUCAAGUCAGUGCAGCGCUGCAUCGCUCUGUCUCAGCUGCUGGUGGAGCAGAACUUCCCUGCCAUUGCUAUCCACAGAGGGAUGGCUCAGGAGGAAAGGCUGUCCCGCUAUCAACAAUUCAAGGACUUCCAAAGGCGGAUCUUGGUGGCCACUAACCUCUUCGGCAGAGGGAUGGACAUUGAACGAGUUAAUAUCGUCUUCAACUAUGACAUGCCAGAAGAUUCUGACACCUAUUUGCACAGGGUGGCCCGUGCUGGAAGGUUUGGCACCAAAGGCCUAGCUAUAACCUUUGUGUCUGAUGAAACCGAUGCCAAGACUCUGAAUGAUGUGCAGGACCGCUUUGAGGUCAACGUGGCCGAGCUGCCAGAUGAGAUUGACAUCUCGUCUUACAUCGAGCAGUCGAGAUGAGGCCGCCAGCCCCGCAGAAGUCUCCUCGUCACGGAUCUCGUCUUGUAUCUGGAAAUACAUGUACUUCACCGUCUUUCUGAAGGCUCGGCACAUUCACCAAACAUCUUAUUUUUAUUGUUUGUUUUUAUGUAAGGGGAUUGUGGUUUUAAUUUUGUCUUUUACAGUUUUUUUUUUUUGUUUUGUUUAAUUAAACCUUUUUAUAAAAUGCCAUUUCUUUCAUUGUGGUCUCUUGUGAGACUUUUGUCUCUUGUUUCAGUGUUGAGCUCAACUUCAGGGAAAAAUUCAGUGUAGAUCUGAGGAGUAUCGGCAGUUUAAAUUGUUUUGUUUUUUUUUAUUUUUCUGGCCCCCAAGUUAGAUGUUUUUUUUUCUAAAACUUUUUUUUUUUUACUCCAAUGGAAAAAAAAAAAAAACUACUCUCCUUUGGCCUUUAGUUGGUAGUUAAUCGUAUAGUGGCAUUUGAGCAAUUGGCUCACAUGGCAGCUCUUUUUAUGGAUUUCUAACUGAAUGCCUUUUAAUAAAUGAAGUCACCCAGUAGACUCCUACUGAUUUUGAAAUUUUUGAUUAAGGCAUGUUAUUGAUAAAAUGUACAAACAUGUUACGCUCACUGUUUGUUUUGGUCUGGAUAAUUGAAAAUGCAUUACAAAACAUUACAAAUUAAAAGAAUUUGGCACUUCACAGUAGAUUUUUACUGCUUGGAAAAGGUUUAUAGACACUAGCAACGAGACUAAACGAGUUGCUAGUUUCUAAAGGUGAAUCACACCUGAACACUGAAGUAACUGAACGUGUGAUGUCGUCAACUCAGUGUUUGGAUUUAAUUUCUUUAGUUGAUUACCUGAACUCCUUUAACUGAUUUGUUAUACUCUACUGUUCCUGUAUAAAUAAAAGUUGGCAGGCUGACCCGAUCAGCUUAUUGAUAAAUCUAC
Cololabis saira (Pacific saury) is the source of this 2318-nucleotide messenger RNA. RefSeq names its product DEAD (Asp-Glu-Ala-Asp) box polypeptide 39Ab (gene ddx39ab). NCBI's taxonomy places the organism in Eukaryota, Metazoa, Chordata, Actinopteri, Beloniformes, Belonidae. Gene Ontology annotation, biological process: mRNA export from nucleus; mRNA splicing, via spliceosome. The record is from RefSeq and is a predicted model, not a curated record. Bases 112 to 1395 code for a protein of 427 amino acids. Gene Ontology annotation, molecular function: RNA helicase activity; ATP binding; RNA binding. The transcript has 10 exons.